AUGGCAGCGAGAAUUCACAUCCACGUGUCGCCACCUGAUUCGCCGCUCGACCUCUCGAGCCUCUCUUUCGCUCUAUCCAGCCCAAAAUCUAAGACACCAGAACCACAAUUGCUACCACUCUCAGCCGCUCCACCUUCUCCGCUAGCGGCGGCGGCGGGCGCGGUGCCUCCGGGCGCCGUAGCCCUGACCGGCGGUUGCGGGCAGAAGUCUUUAAAGCAGUCGCUAUGUGCCGCGGUGCUGCGGCUUGUGCAGGAGGGCGUGGAGAAGGACGGGUACGGCAAGCAAGCCGUCGAGGCGCUGGGGCGACACUUCGCGUCGCUCCCUUCGCGGUACGCUCUAAGCGUCGACCCGCACCGCCAUGAUGACGUCAUGCUGCACAUGCGGUUGAUCAACGAAGUGCGCGACGCGAACCAGUCGGACCGCGACCACGGGCCAAUGGUGUGCGUGCGACGCGUGUGGCUGGGAGCCGCAAACCUGCCGUCCAAUCCCAGCACGCCAACACCACGCGCCGCUGCCGCCGCCAGUGGCGCUGCUGACAGAGACAUUUCUGGGCAGUCGGAACAAACGAAGCAACAGCGACGGAAGUCGAGCAGCCAGCCGCGUCGCAUUCCAAAGCCUAUAUUCGGUUCCUCCGCCGCCCUCUCGUUGCUCUACGUUUGCAGCCCCACAGCGGCCGCAAUGACCGCCGCAAGUAACGCCGCCACAUCCGCCGGCGGAACUUCAGGAUCAAACGGCGGCUCUGGUAACCAGGUGACGAGGCAACUGUCAGGAAGCGGACGGACAGGUGGCCAAUUCUCAUUGGCUGCGUGCGUCAACGCGAGCAGCGGAGGUGGGAUGCGCGGAGAGCGGGGUGUGCCUGCGCCCGUGCCAAUUCCGAGACGGAAAUCGGGUGCUCAACUUAUAACGGGUACAAGAGGUUCCGCCUCCAGCCUUGAGGGAAGGAGCGCGGAGCGGGGUUCAGGAUGCGCGCUUGGGGAGGCCGAGGGGGACGGCGCGCGGGGGAACGAGCAGCGGGGACUGUACGGGCGGAAUGGGGGGGCGGCAUUUGACGAAUUUGGGGGGAAAAGUGCAGAAUCGGGGAGUCUGGGAGGAGGCAUAGGGUCGUUUGGGUCCUACGAUCAAACGAGAAGCGCGGGUUCGAGUCUCCACGGCGACACUCUGGAUGAAAACGAGGAUGGCGCAGGGAGAGGCGAGAGGGGAGGGUACGGGUGGGAGGUGACGGUGGCAGCUCCUGAUAGGCCGGGGUUGCUGACGUGUUUCACGAGCGCGCUGGGGAAUGCGGGGCUGGAGUGGAACAUCAGGGAGGCGCAUGUGUUCAGCAGCAGUGAUGGCAUGGCGCUGCAGGUGUUUGUGGUGGCUCCCGAUGGCGACCACCCCUUGCAUGAUGAUACGGUGGAGCUACAGGAGGCGGUGCAGGAGCUGCUGCGCGCCAAGUGGAAGGACCACGUGGCAGUGGCGGCGCGCACAGCAGAGCAGGUGCAGCUCAGCAACGUGCGCGCCGUCGUGGACGCUCUCGCAUACGAGGACUGGGCCGUGGACUACAGCGAUCUGGCCCUGGGGGAGAAGCUAGGCGGGGGAGCGUCAGGGCGGCUGCUCAGGGGGACGUACCGCGGGCAGGAGGUGGCAGUCAAGGUGCUGCAGCUCGCUCCCCAUGGGGGGGGCGCGCAGGGGGAGGGCGCGCCUGGGGGCGGUGCUGCUGGGGAGGGUGGGGAAGGGACGGGGGGUAUGGGCAUGGUGGGGGGCACGGUGUGUGGGACGCUGCGAAGUGCGACGGCCAUGGAGCUGCUGCAGUGCUUCAAGCAAGAGGUCGCUAUAAUGAGGAUGGUUCGCCAUAAGAAUCUCGUGCAGUUUAUCGGAGCCUGCUCGCACUGGCCGAGACUCUUCAUCGUCACAGAGCUCAUGGCAAAGGGAAGUGUGAGGGACGUCCUGGAUCGUCACAGCGUCACCCUCUCCCUGCCGGCGCGCCUCAAGAUCCUCCGGGACGCGGCGCGCGGGCUGGACUUUCUGCACCGGAGGGGCAUCGUGCACCGCGACUUGAAAGCGGCGAACCUGCUCAUUGACGAGAACGACGUGGUGAAGCUGUGUGACUUCGGUGUGGCCCGCAUGCUGCCAUCGCGGCAGCAGGGUGGGCAGCUGAGGGGCGGGCCGGAGAAGGUGGGAGGGGCUGACAUGACAGCGGAAACAGGGACAUAUAGGUGGAUGGCGCCUGAGGUCAUGGAGCACAGGGGGUACGACCAGCGGGCGGACGUGUUCUCCUUCGCCAUCACCAUGUGGGAGGUGUUGACAGGCGACCUGCCAUACUCUGGUCUCACACCCCUGCAGGCUGCUAUCGGCGUGCUUCAGAGGAACCUCCGCCCGCCCAUUCCACCCACGCUCCCUCCUCCCAUCGCCACCCUCAUGGCUCGCUGCUGGGCGUCCGACCCUGCUGAUAGAGCCGACUUCUCCGAGGUGCUGACAGUGCUGGAAGCGUCCAUCAAGGGAGUGUCCCCUGCCGCCCUCUGCCUGGGCCCUGAUGCCGCCUCCCCUGCUGCUGCUGGAGGGGGAAUCACAGGGGCAGGUUCAGGGGCAGGUUCAGGGGCAGGGGGAGUGGCAAGGGUGCGGGAUUUGACAGCGGGGGGAGGGAGCUCUUCCUCUCUGGGCAGUUUGUUUCGGCGGUCCAUCUUCGGGGCUGUCAAGAAGCACUGA
This is a messenger RNA of Closterium sp. NIES-65, 2685 nucleotides long. NCBI's taxonomy places the organism in Eukaryota, Viridiplantae, Streptophyta, Zygnematophyceae, Desmidiales, Closteriaceae. The record is from the annotation of a GenBank genome assembly.